GGGCCGCGGGUGGGCCUUCAGUCGCAGCCAGGCGGGCUUAGCCUGGCGACGCGGGUGGUGGCCGUGGGGCACGGACUGCAGUGGUCGCUGCACGGCCUCGCGGCCGUGAGGCACUCGCUACAACCUUAGUGGUAGUGCUUUGGCUGAUAACGGAUCCUCACUCUCCGAGCCCGAGGCGGGGACAACUCCAACCUUGAGCCCCGUUUCCGCCCUCGGGGUGCCUGGUGCCUGUGGGGCACUGGUCUGCCUGUGCAGUGAAUGUACUACCACGGAACGGGGGCCGCGAUGGAGCAGGUCACGGCACUGCUGGCGCGUGCUGGGCCUAUCGGUAGCUCGUCCUCUGCUCCGACGUCUUCAUCGUCAUCGUCAUCACCGCCAACAUCCUCCUCCUCAGCCCCUGCUAUCGCAGGGACUUCGGCGGCCUCGAGCAACGUCAGUGCCCCCGGGCCCGGGACCUCCUCGUCCGGGACCGUGGCGGUGCCGACCUGCAAACCGUCCAGCCAGGACGCCCUGCGCUGGGAGAGAAGACUUCAAAAAGAACUGAUGGCAUUUGUGACUGAUCCUCCUCCUGGACUCUCAAUCGACGCGGACGCUACAAGCCAAAACCUUCAGGACUGGACUGUUGACCUUCGUGGAGCAGAUGGCACCUUGUAUGAAGGAGAGAACUUCCAGCUCAAUUUUAAAUUCAACAGCAAAUACCCUUUUGAUGCACCGCAAGUAAUGUUUGUAGGAAAUCACAUUCCUGUACAUCCCCAUAUUUAUAGUAAUGGCCAUAUUUGCCUUUCUAUUUUGACUGAAGACUGGUCACCAGCUCAUAGUGUGCAGAGUGUCUGCCUUUCCAUCAUGUCAAUGCUCAGUAGUUGUAAAGAUAAGAAGAGGCCUGUAGACAAUUCCUUGUAUGUUAAAACAUGUAAUAAAAAUCCAAAGAAGACGAAAUGGUGGUACCAUGAUGAUACCGUUUAAAACCAUAGGAAAUUCUUAAUUCUUUUUUUUUUUUUUAAUUGAAGUUUGGAGAGCAGUUAGUUUGUUAUCACUUUUAGGGCCAGCUCCAUGUAUAGAAUUUAACAGCUUUGUAGCACUACAUGGCUACCCAUAUUCUCAGGCAAUCUGCUCUCCGUCCUUAUGAAGCAAUUGUUUGUUACCAAUCAUUCUCAAUCAUGAUCUCUCACCUCUUUUAUGGUAAGCUGCAGUAUAUUAUACAAUUCGGUUCAUUUUGUAAUGUUUACUUAUUCAGUUGUUGAAUUGAAUUUGUUCUGACUUGUUCACACUUUAAUUUUCUCUUUACUUUAUAUCAAAGAUAAGCUGGAUGGUUGUUCUUUCACUCAGCACACCUGUUUCUGAAGUGAAACUUGUUUUUUUGUUGUUUAUUUCUAUUUAUUUGUUACAUCCAUAUCACAAGAGUUUUGCAUGUGUUAAAUGUCAUACUUAGAGUAGAAUGUCUUGAACUUGCCUAUAACUGUAAAUGACAUGUUUCAAAAUUGAGAAAGCCUUUUACUAUAGAAAACAUUCAAUAAUUUUCAUGGCUGUAGUAGAGGUCAUCUACCAGUGUUAACUCUUCAGAAAAGAAGAGACAGGAACUGAAACCAAUUAUGAGUUCACACAUACAUUUUUUAGACAGACUUGUGUGUACGUGAGACUAGGGUGUGUGGGUUUCUAAAUAUAGAAAUAAUUGUGAUUUUUGUGCGGUGCAUUGGGUUCUCCCAAUUUUGUAAGCUCUGUACAUCCUUUAAUUGGUCUACCUCUCGUAAGGUAGCUCAUAAUGAGGUAAUAUAUUUGACAAGCUGUUGAAUAUCUUACCUUAUUAAAAAUCAGACCAUCAUCGAAUUCAAAGUGAUUCUAAUAGUAUUAACCUAAGCUAUUUUUAAAUUAGACACGCAUAGGCAAAUUCUAGUUCCUUCGUAUGAUAACUUCAAGGACAUUUUGAUGAUCCUUUAAUUUGUUGGUUGCAUGAUAUUCAAUAACCAGCUACCCUUACUUAUUUUGUUUAUUAAACUAUUAUUGUGAUCCAGUAUAUAUAACAUGUAUGUGUGAAUGUAUACAUUUGCACUAUUGUUUUAUUUUGUACUAUAAAAGACUCAUCAUAAA
This is a messenger RNA of Frankliniella occidentalis (western flower thrips), 2085 nucleotides long. RefSeq names its product ubiquitin-conjugating enzyme E2 W. NCBI's taxonomy places the organism in Eukaryota, Metazoa, Arthropoda, Insecta, Thysanoptera, Thripidae. The transcript has 7 exons. Bases 259 to 963 code for a protein of 234 amino acids. The record is from RefSeq and is a predicted model, not a curated record.